CUGCCGUUCGCGCGGUCACGAGGAUUGUCACAAGGCAAAGCAUCACAAACACAACAAAGUCAAGAAAAUGUUGAAUGCGCAGAGCUCUUUUUCUGCGCAUAGCUUCUCUCUGAAACCAGUCGAGGAGUCAUCUAACACGGCUACUUGGCUAUCAAAUGAUCCAUCACCUCAAAGUUUUUCUUCCUCUUCAUUGCAGGACCCGGUCGCAAGUCUAUCAUCUUUACACACUCCCAUUGUAAACGGAUCCACCAGUAAUGCGGCAUCUGGUCUAGUGAGUUAUUUGAACAAUGGAAUGGCCGAGGACUUGCGUAUAACCAGGGAAACUGCGGAGGGUUUUGCGUCGUGCCUUGCUGCUGAUCACGCAGCAGUGCUCAAUCCUGACGUGGAUUCUCCUUUUGUUGAUGCAGUGGAUGUUGUCCAUCGGCUUCUUCCUUACCACGUCUUCCAACAACCUCAAGAAGACUUGAGGACCGUCGCAGAAAGGAGACGUGCGAAGGGAAAGGGGAAGGCCCACGAUGUGAUCCGGGAUGAGAUUGAAGACACUAAAUUUGCCCUGGAAUGUCACCGUCGACUGAGGAAACUUGAGUCGCGAUUUCGACGCGCCAAAAUGAAGUCCGGCAUGCGGCCUUCUCCAGAUGAUCAAGGAUAUGUGCUGACUCAAGCUAUGGCGGAGUACGAACGGGCAGAAACAUCAUCUGUCAGCACCGAGUUACGCAACGCACGGAACGAACUAGACGCGUCACAGCGUGAAAAACGCAUCGCAGCCAAUGUCGCCGUCAGUUCCUUUCGUCCAACCUAUUAUCCUCAAGCCUCGCAAGCCCAGUACUAUCGCACGUACCCAUACGCAUUCACUCAACCAUAUACCAAUACCUCUCAAGGGACUACAAAUUCGAAUUUUUACUCGACACCUACAUCAGCUCCUCCGGCUGCUUCCACUGCAACAUCGGCUUCUACUGCAAUUCCAAUACAGCUUCCGGUCAGUUCGUUGCCUGCCCUACACGCUCUCGGAAUAGUGCCGAUUCCCGCUACUUCGCUCCCGCCUCCAGAUCAGCCGCAGCCGGCGGCUGUGCUACGAGGGUCUACUUCCAAUGGAACAAUUUUGAGUCUAGAGAUAAAUGUGUCGCUACUACAGUCACCGCAAGUGAGCGGACUGGCAUAUUUAUUGAAUUCUAUGAUGUCGAGGGGUGCAACUUCUGGGCAAGGGAACGCCAGUUCGACGACAGGGGGGCAGCCGUCGUCUGUAGCUACGUCCGACACUGCGGCUUCAUCACAUACGGAUGGCUCGCCUGGAGAAUAAUCGAGCGGGGAGAUGGGUUAACAUAAUGGGGGGUCGAUAGUAGGACACUUGAUCCUGCCGUAUUUGGGGUAAUGCGAAUUAUAGUAAUAGCUCGUCAUACGCUGUGUUGCCGAAGUCUCUGGCCUACAUAAUUCGAUGUGAACCAGCAUCGUGCCAAGCUCGAGGUGCACGAGAGGAAUGUAGACAGCUGUGAAGAGUGUUGGGUAGUACUUGUUUACAUCUGGAGCCUCAAGCUUCGAGCACCUAGUGACGUUUGUUUGUAGGUUGCGUUGUAAUCGAUAGCUUUCCUCGUUCGCUGUCAGUCAACAUUGUUGUACGCAACAGAUCAA
Suillus subalutaceus is the source of this 1626-nucleotide messenger RNA. RefSeq lists its product as uncharacterized. NCBI's taxonomy places the organism in Eukaryota, Fungi, Basidiomycota, Agaricomycetes, Boletales, Suillaceae. The record is from RefSeq and is a predicted model, not a curated record. The transcript is spliced from 4 exons. Bases 68 to 1297 code for a protein of 409 amino acids.